Molecule: messenger RNA, 1422 nt
Organism: Physella acuta
Lineage: Eukaryota; Metazoa; Mollusca; Gastropoda; Physidae
Source: RefSeq, a predicted model, not a curated record
AUGCCCCAUAAUUUUGUCCGGUCCUUACCCCUCCCCUACCCUUACCCUUACCCUGACCCUGACGGUGACCCUGACCUUAAUCCUCAUCCUUAUCCUUACCCUUAUUACCCUAGCCCUUACCCUUAUUACCCUUACUCUUAUUACCCUAACCCUUACCCUUAUUACCAUUAUCCUUACCCUUAUUACCCUUACCCUUAUUACCCUAGCCCUUACCCUUAUUACCCUUACUCUUAUUACCCUAACCCUUACCCUUAUUACCCUUACUCUUAUUACCCUAACCCUUACCCUUAUUACCAUUAUCCUUACCUUUAUUACCCUAACCCUUACUCUUAUUACCCUUACUCUUAUUACCCUAACCCUUACCCUUAUUACCAUUAUCCUUACCCUUAUUACCCUUACCCUUAUUACCCUAGCCCUUACCCUUAUUACCCUUACUCUUAUUACCCUAACCCUUACCCUUAUUACCCUUACUCUUAUUACCCUAACCCUUACCCUUAUUACCCUUACUCUUAUUACCCUAACCCUUACUCUUAUUACCCUAACCCUUACCCUUAUUACCCUUAUCCUUACUCUUAUUACCCUAACCCUUACCCUUAUUACCCUUAUCCUUACCCUUAUUACCCUUAUCCUUACUCUUAUUACCCUAACCCUUACCCUUAUUACCCUUAUCCUUACUCUUAUUACCCUAAACCUUACCCUUAUUACCCUUAUCCUUACCCUUAUUACCCUUAUCCUUACUCUUAUUACCCUAACCCUUACCCUUAUUACCCUUAUCCAUACUCUCAUUACCCUAACCCUUACCCUUAUUACCCUUAUCCUUACCCUUAUUACCCUUAUCCUUACUCUUAUUACCCUUAUCCUUACUCUUAUUACCCUUAUCCUUACCCUUAUUACCCUUAUCCUUACCCUUAUUACCCUAACCCUUACCCUUAUUACCCUUAUCCAUACUCUCAUUACCCUAACCCUUACCCUUAUUACCCUUAUCCUUACCCUUAUUACCCUUAUCCUUACCCUUAUUACCCUUAUCCUUACUCUUAUUACCCUAACCCUUACCCUUAUUACCCUUAUCCUUACUCUUAUUACCCUAACCCUUACCCUUAUUACCCUUAUCCUUACCCUUAUUACCCUUAUCCUUACUCUUAUUACCCUAACCCUUACCCUUAUUACCCUUAUCCAUACUCUUAUUACCCUAACCCUUACCCUUAUUACCCUUAUCCUUACCCUUAUUACCCUUAUCCUUACUCUUAUUACCCUAACCCUUACUCUUAUUACCCUUAUCCUUACCCUUAUUACCCUUAUCCUUACUCUUAUUACCCUAACCCUUACCCUUAUUACCCUUACUCUUACCCUUAUUACCCUUACUCUUACCCUUAUUACCCUUACUCUUACCCUUAUUACCCUUACCCAGAGGGGGGGGGGUGA